Molecule: messenger RNA, 1030 nt
Organism: Hevea brasiliensis (rubber tree)
Lineage: Eukaryota; Viridiplantae; Streptophyta; Magnoliopsida; Malpighiales; Euphorbiaceae
Exons: 3
Coding region: 79-738 (219 amino acids)
Biological process (GO): thylakoid membrane organization
Cellular component (GO): chloroplast thylakoid membrane
Source: RefSeq, a predicted model, not a curated record
CUGAGCUUCUUAUAUGAUACCAUCGAUGUCGAGAAACACAAGUACAAGAGAGAGAGCCCAGGAAGACAACGCUUCAGCAUGAGUGGGGUUGCAGCUUCCCCACCCUUCAGCUUCUCUUCUCUUCAAUCAAAGAACCACUCUACCAGGUUUAGUCAUGGACUUUGCGCAGUUAAUCCGAGUAUCUCGUCUUUACCAGAUACUAAGCUCAAGAAACAAUUGGGUCUUCGAUUUGGAGCUCCGACGAGAACGCCCCAUGGAAUCAGCGUCCGGUGCAAUAGCAGCACAAGACCCGGCGGCCCUGGCUCCGGUGAUAAUGAGAGCAGGAGUGUUCUGGAUGCAUUUUUCUUGGGAAAGGCUCUAGCAGAAGCGCUUAAUGAGCGUAUUGAGUCUACAGUUGGGGAGUUUUUGAGUGCAAUUGGUAGGCUGCAAGCUGAGCAACAGAGGCAAAUACAGGACUUCCAGGUAGAUGUGUUGGAAAGGGCCAAACGAGCCAAGGAAAAUGCAGCACGUGAAGCCAUGGGGGCUCAAGGACUCGUUUCGAAUGCUACUACAGUUGAUCCAAAAUCAGCUGCAUAUGACAUUAACUCAGAAACUUCAAAAUCUUCAUCAUCAACCAUCAAUGCUGUUGCGCCUGCAAAUCCACCCUCAAUUCCAAAUUCAACUGUUGUCCCAACUGCUGAGACGGGUCUAGAUCCUGCUGCAGAGGGCCCUGUAUUUGGGGUGUCAGAUGAUGACUGAACUUGUAUCUUCAUAUUCUACAUAUCCUAUCCUUUUUUCUCAUUACCCUUACUAAUAUUAUGGCAUCUGAAAGUUGGAGGCUGUUAAACUUCAAUUGAUGCCAAAAUGCCUUAAUCGAGGGAAAAAUGUCAGCUCGCUUGCUUGUUGGAUGUGAAAUCUUUUCGGUUGGUUUACAAAAUAGUAUGCAAUUGGAGGAAAUAGAGGAGUACCUUGCGGAAUUGGUAAUUUUAGCUUCUUGUUAAUUUUUCAAUGUAAAAUAAUUGUUCUUGGAAUAAAUAUUUUACAAACUCAA